Messenger RNA from Rhinolophus ferrumequinum (greater horseshoe bat), 2536 nucleotides. RefSeq names its product solute carrier family 18 member A1 (gene SLC18A1). Gene Ontology annotation, cellular component: synaptic vesicle membrane; terminal bouton. The transcript has 16 exons. Lineage: Eukaryota; Metazoa; Chordata; Mammalia; Chiroptera; Rhinolophidae. Gene Ontology annotation, molecular function: serotonin:sodium:chloride symporter activity; xenobiotic transmembrane transporter activity. Gene Ontology annotation, biological process: transmembrane transport; xenobiotic transport; aminergic neurotransmitter loading into synaptic vesicle. The record is from RefSeq and is a predicted model, not a curated record. Bases 273 to 1847 code for a protein of 524 amino acids.
GCUAAGGGUCUGAAUGAAACCUGUUCCAAUUAAAUUUUUGUGGACAAAGGCCACACAUGGCUUCCUCAGAUAACAGGUGGCAAUAAAUCCAUCAGCACAGCCACUUUCAGAGAACAGAGUCCCCACUGAACUGUUAACAGGUGCCAGUAGCUCACUGAGUACCUCACACAAGAUGGGCUCUAAGUGAGUUUCACUUGCCUGGGCAGACUUUCUCCCCUCUUCGGUAAAGGCUGCGGAAGGACCUUCCCUGAGAACUCAGCCCAGUCCUCACCAUGCUCAGGACGGUUUUGGACGCCCCUCGGCGGUGGCUGCAGGAGGGGAGAGAGUCCCGGAAGCUGGUGCUGGUAGUGGUGUUUGUGGCGCUGCUCCUGGACAACAUGCUGCUUACUGUGGUGGUGCCCAUUGUGCCCACCUUUCUAUAUGCCACAGAACUUAAAGAAGUCAACACUUUGUACCUCAGCCCGGUCACAACUUCCCAGCAUGCCCUCACUUCUCCUGCCUUUUCCACCAUCUUCUCCUUCUUUGAUAACAACACCAUGGCUAUUGAAGAAAGUGCGCCCCGUGGCACAGCAUGGACAAAUGGCACUUCUAGUACCAUCAGCCCUCCAGUCACUGGAGCCAUCUCAGCCCAUAAAAACAACUGUCUGCAAGACACAGAAUUCUUGGAGGAAGAGAACAUACGGGUCGGCGUUCUGUUUGCUUCAAAGGCUCUGAUGCAACUUCUGGUCAACCCAUUCGUGGGGCCUCUCACCAACAGGAUUGGAUAUCACAUUCCCAUGUUUGCUGGCUUUGUUAUCAUGUUUCUCUCCACAGUUAUGUUUGCUUUUUCUGGUACCUAUACUCUGCUGUUUGUGGCUCGAACCCUUCAAGGCAUUGGAUCUUCAUUUUCAUCGGUUGCAGGUCUGGGGAUGCUGGCAAACAUCUACACCGAUGACGACGAGAGAGGCCGUGCCAUGGGAAUUGCCUUGGGGGGCCUGGCGCUGGGCCUGCUGGUGGGAGCUCCCUUCGGAAGUGUGAUGUAUGAGUUUGUUGGGAAGUCUUCACCCUUCCUCAUCUUGGCCUUCUUGGCCCUACUGGAUGGAGCACUCCAGCUUUGUAUCCUACAACCUUCCAAAUUCUCUCCUGAGAGUGCCAAGGGGACUCCGCUCCUUACACUUCUCAAAGACCCUUAUAUCCUGGUGGCUGCAGGCUCCCUCUGCUUUGCCAACAUGGGAGUGGCCAUGCUGGAACCCACACUGCCCAUCUGGAUGAUGCGGACCAUGUGCUCCCCUGAGUGGCAGCUGGGCCUAGCUUUCCUGCCUGCCAGCGUGUCCUAUCUCAUUGGCACCAACCUCUUUGGUGUGUUGGCCAACAAGAUGGGUCGGUGGCUGUGCUCCCUGAUUGGCAUGGUGGUAGUCGGUACCAGCUUGCUUUGUGUUCCUCUGGCUCAUAAUAUUUUUGGCCUCAUUGGCCCCAAUGCAGGGCUUGGCUUUGCCAUAGGCAUGGUGGAUUCCUCCAUGAUGCCCGUCAUGGGACACCUGGUGGACCUGCGCCACAGCUCCGUGUAUGGGAGUGUCUAUGCCAUCGCCGAUGUGGCUUUUUGCCUGGGCUUUGCUGUAGGCCCAUCCACCGGGGGUGCCAUUGUGCAUGCCAUCGGCUUCCCCUGGCUCAUGGUCAUCAUCGGGGUCGUAAACAUCACCUAUGCCCCUCUCUGCUACUACCUGAGGAGCCCCCCAGCCAAGGAGGAGAAGCUUGCAAUCCUGGGCCAGGACUGCCCCAUGGAGACCCGGAUGCAUGCAGUCCAGAAGUCCAGGAGGGCAUUUCCCCUGGGGGAGGACAGCGAUGAGGAGCCUGGCAGUGAGGAGUAGCAGCAGAAGGUCGCCCCUGAGCCUGUCACAUGUGGAUACACGAGGCUCAGACGUCAAUGACCACCUCUCCCUGGAACCAGCUCACCAUGGGCCAAUCAGUAGGCUUCCCUUCCCUCUUCUGUGGGCGUCUCUUUUCCUCCCACAGGUGCCAUCUCAGGUUCUCUCCUCACCUGUGUAACCCAUAGCUCUCCCUCUAUGUUUUGAUGCCUCAGGCGGCCCAUCUUUUGUGGGAAUACAGAGUGAUGCUUUCUUGCAGCUUCUAGGAGGCUGAUUAAACUUAAGCUGUGACAGGUUCUGCAAGGGAUGACUCAUUUCCUGGAGGCGGCACAAUAUGCCCCUGAAACCAGUGGCGUGACUGACAAACUUCAUUUCAUCUGUUGUUUGAUUUUCUUUGGCACAUUCCCAACAGACUAUCAUGGUUUUGUGCUCUGUUCUCAACACGAUCCUCCCUGCCGAGUUUCCCUCCGUGGUUGAGAAAGCAUCCUCAAGGUUGUGCUGCUGCCAAAUUGCCAAUUUGGGAAAUCUUUUGUCUGGUUUUUGUAAGCUGGGUGUUUUUUUCUGUAGCAAAAUCUACAGCCGCUAACAUGACUUUGCCCUCAGUGAAUGUGAGGGUCCACUUUUCUUCAUCACCAAACGGAAGGGAAAGAGCCCAUUUCUCUUAUGCUUGAGUUACUGGCAUUCUCACUAUG